Messenger RNA from Vigna unguiculata (cowpea), 791 nucleotides. RefSeq lists its product as uncharacterized. Lineage: Eukaryota; Viridiplantae; Streptophyta; Magnoliopsida; Fabales; Fabaceae. The record is from RefSeq and is a predicted model, not a curated record.
UCUCUGUAACCCUCUAUCCUUCUUUACAUUUUUCUUCAAACAUUUCAUUCAUCAUAACAUAACAUAACAAACAAACCUUCAUUCUUCCUCUUUCUUCUCUCUCUCUCUCUCUUUCAUUCUCUCCUUUUGCACAAGCACACUCUCGAGCUUUCUGCAAAAUGGGAAACUGCUUGAAAAGCCAAUCGUCUUGCAGAUAUGACAGUGAUGAUGAUGAGGAUUGGGAUUUUUCAGCAGAUAAGGGAUCUUUUGGUGCUGUCAGCGCCACCACGAUGGAGGUGAAGAUCAAGAUCAGUAAGAAGCAGCUUGAGGAGUUGUUGAGUAAAGUGGAUGUGAGGGACUUGAAGGUGGAGCAGGUUUUGUCUCAGUUGAUGGAUCACAGUGGAGGCUUCCAAGCACUUCAACGGCCAUGGAGACCAGCACUUCAGAGCAUCCCUGAGGACUGAUGAUGAUGAUGAUGAUGAAAAAGAGAAUUGGCUUGUUGGGUCAAUCCUGAUUCUUAUUGUGAUCAUCAUGAUGCAAGAGUUUUGAGGUUUAUAUAUAUAUAAGGGAAAACAAGGGUGCUUGCAUGUGCUUGUAGAUUUUGUUCUUUGUACAUACAAAAACUAUAGGGAGUGCCCUUUCUGCUAUACUUUUUGAGGAUUGUUGCUUAGUUUUCUUCCUCUCUUCCCUUUUUCUGCUUCUCUUUUUUUGUUCUUCAUAUUUCAUGAGUUUCUUGGAAGGAGUAUACUUGAACACUUUGAUAAGAUAUAGCACUGUUUUUUAAUAAGAAUUGAUUUGUACUGUUAUUAAUC